This is a messenger RNA of Lathyrus oleraceus (garden pea), 1011 nucleotides long. Its product is annotated as probable prolyl 4-hydroxylase 10. The record is from RefSeq and is a predicted model, not a curated record. Gene Ontology annotation, biological process: peptidyl-proline hydroxylation to 4-hydroxy-L-proline. Gene Ontology annotation, molecular function: L-ascorbic acid binding; iron ion binding; procollagen-proline 4-dioxygenase activity. Gene Ontology annotation, cellular component: endoplasmic reticulum. Bases 84 to 917 code for a protein of 277 amino acids. The transcript is spliced from 7 exons. NCBI's taxonomy places the organism in Eukaryota, Viridiplantae, Streptophyta, Magnoliopsida, Fabales, Fabaceae.
ACUUAAAACCUCUCUUUCUCUUCCAAUUCAAUUCAAUUUUCAGAUUUUACUUUACUCAAUUCCUUCAUUUUCAAAAACUGUUAAUGGCGAAAUUCAGGCACUCUCGCGCGGCACUUCGAAAACCGUCUCUAUCGACUUUACAGACAUUGAUCUUCAUCUUAUUUGUCACAUUCACAAUCUUCAUUCUCAUUCUCUUAACUCUCCGUAUCCCUAAGUUCAACCACCUCAACGCCAUCUCUCGUAACGCUCUCAGAAGCAAUGACGAUAGCAAUAAGCGUUGGGUUGAAAUCAUAUCGUGGGAACCUAGAGCGUUUUUAUAUCAUCAUUUUCUGACAAAAGAGGAAUGUGAACAUAUAAUCAAUAUAGCCAAGCCUCAUAUGAAAAGAUCAACUGUUGUUGAUAAUGAAACUGGAAAGGGUUUCAACAGCAGUAUACGGACAAGCUCUGGAACUUUUCUCCCGAGAGGACAUGAUAAAAUUGUGGAGAAAAUUGAGAAAAGAAUAGCUGAUUUUACUUUUAUACCUGUUGAGAAUGGCGAAGACCUUAAUGUUCUCCAUUAUGAAGUUGGACAAAAAUAUGUACCUCACUUGGAUUACUUUAGAGAUGAGUAUAACAUUCGGAAUGGGGGUAACCGAAUAGCAACAAUGCUGAUGUACCUCUCAGAUGUUGAAGAAGGGGGUGAGACGGUGUUCCCGUAUGCCAAGGGUGAUUUUAGCUCAGUUCCUUGGUGGAAUGAACUUUCUGAUUGUGGAAAAAACGGACUUUCAAUUAAGCCAAAAACGGGUGAUGCUAUACUUUUCUGGGGCAUGAAGCCUGAUUCAACUUUUGAUCCAUUGAGUUUGCAUGGUGCUUGUCCUGUAAUCAAGGGUGAUAAGUGGUCAUGUGCCAAAUGGAUGCGGAUGGCUGGAUACACCUAAACAUGCAUUAUUGUAGGAUGUUAUCUCUCCUUUCAUGUUGUUUUGCUUCUUUUUAGAUUUGUAUCGAUGUUGGAGAUUUUAUUCGUAUUUUUAG